AAAGAUCUAGAGCCAACCCCGGGAUAGUCAGAGCACAUCCGGUGGUGGGAGAGCUGGGUAGGCUCCUGAGGAGUGUUAAGAAGAUAGAGAGGAGACUGUGUCACACUGACUCUGGAACCAUGAACGUAUUUGAUCGGAAGAUCAACUUUGAUGCACUCUUAAAAUUCUCCCACAUAACUCCCUCAACACAGCAGCACCUGAAGAAGGUCUAUGCCAGUUUUGCCCUCUGUAUGUUUGUGGCGGCUGCGGGGGCCUAUGUUCACGUGGUCACUCAUUUCAUCCAGGCUGGCCUGCUCUCUGCCUUGGGCUCCCUGGGGUUGAUGAUUUGGCUGAUGGCAACACCUCAUAGCCAUGAAACUGAGCAGAAGAGACUGGGACUUCUUGCUGGAUUUGCUUUCCUUACAGGAGUUGGCCUGGGCCCUGCUCUGGAGUUGUGCAUUGCUAUUAAUCCCAGCAUCCUUCCUUCUGCCUUCAGCUCCCUUUCCCCUUCCCUUCCUCAGUAA
Messenger RNA from Dipodomys ordii (Ord's kangaroo rat), 503 nucleotides. It is a transcript of the gene Tmbim6, whose product is annotated as transmembrane BAX inhibitor motif containing 6. Gene Ontology annotation, biological process: negative regulation of apoptotic signaling pathway; negative regulation of endoribonuclease activity; negative regulation of RNA splicing. NCBI's taxonomy places the organism in Eukaryota, Metazoa, Chordata, Mammalia, Rodentia, Heteromyidae. The coding region runs from base 120 to 503 and encodes 127 amino acids. Gene Ontology annotation, molecular function: enzyme binding. The record is from RefSeq and is a predicted model, not a curated record. The transcript is spliced from 7 exons. Gene Ontology annotation, cellular component: mitochondrial membrane.